Aethina tumida (small hive beetle) is the source of this 2750-nucleotide messenger RNA. RefSeq names its product sushi, von Willebrand factor type A, EGF and pentraxin domain-containing protein 1. NCBI's taxonomy places the organism in Eukaryota, Metazoa, Arthropoda, Insecta, Coleoptera, Nitidulidae. The transcript has 8 exons. The coding region runs from base 246 to 2741 and encodes 831 amino acids. The record is from RefSeq and is a predicted model, not a curated record.
CCUGGUUUUCGCGGAGCGGCAUCGUCCAACUGUUCUUCGUUCUUCCUCAGUGUUGCAAACGUACCCGACAGGUGCAGGAGCGGCUCGAGUACGGAACGGCCUGUCGCAAACGCGCGCCCGUCCAACUUAACACACGCCGUUCGUUCUUCAUUUGCUAACUGUUAUUUUUUCAUACGACCCAGUCGUAUCAACGAAAAUCGCGAUUCGUGCAGGAUUUUGUUCGAGACGUGCCACGCGACUCUGUGAUGUGGUGGUGCGAGGGCCGUAGGGCCAUCUCGGUUUUAACCCUUGGACUUAUUAUUUUGCUCCAGAAGCAGGGAGUGACCGGUGAAAAAUCGGCAUGCAGAUUUCCAGGUGCCCCCGCCCAUUCCUCAGUAGUGUUCUCCGAUGAAAACCUCGGACCCGGUUCGGUGGCCACCUACACCUGCGAACGAGGCUUCGAACUGUUGGGGCCGUCCCGCAGGGUGUGUGAAGGCGGACAAUGGUUACCCGAAGGAAUACCAUUCUGCGUUCUGAACGUGGCAGCGGGAAAGGCGCCGAUGCAAGUCAGCACGGAGGCUGGAGGAAUACCGCAAAAAGCCAUCGACGGCAGUACCAGCGCCUUUUUCAGCAGCGAAACCUGCACGUUGACGAAGGCUGAAAAAACACCGUGGUGGUACGUCAAUCUGCUGGAACCGUACAUGGUGCAACUUGUCAGGCUGGACUUCGGCAAACCGUGUUGUGGUGCUAACAAACCUGCCACCAUAGUUGUUCGUGUGGGCAACAAUCGGCCAGACUUGGGCACGAAUCCCAUUUGUAACAGAUUCACUGGAUUCUUGGAGGAAGGACAGCCCUUGUUCCUGCCGUGCAAUCCUCCGAUGCCUGGAGCGUUCGUCAGUGUGCAUCUGGAGGCGCCGACGGCCAGUCAGUUAUCCAUUUGCGAGGCGUUCGUUUACACGGAUCAAGCUUUACCGAUUGAAAGAUGUCCCCAGUUCAGGGAUCAACCGCCGGGCAGCACGGCCACUUACAACGGAAAAUGCUACAUCUUCUACAACCGGCAACCUAUGAUGUUCAAGGAUGCCCUGGCCUUCUGUAGAAGCCGUGGUGGCACCUUGGUCGACGAGAGUAAUCCAGCUUUACAAGGUUUCAUCAGCUGGGAACUGUGGAGGAGACACCGCAGCGAUGCCAGCGGCCAAUAUUGGAUGGCGGCCGUCAGAGAUCCCAAGCUUGGUGGAUGGAACUGGCUGAACGGCGACGAAGUCACCGUCAGUUUCUGGAAUUUGCCUGUUGGAAAUGGCGAAUGCGCCAGAUACGACGGAACUAAAGGAUGGUUGUGGUCCGACACCGAUUGUAACAUGCAUCUCAACUACAUUUGUCAACACCAACCAAAGGCCUGUGGCCGACCGGAACAACCUCCAAACUCAACAAUGGUGGCACAGGACUUUAACGUAGGCACCACCAUUGAAUACACCUGUGACGAAGGGCAUCUUCUGGUGGGUCCGUCCAGCAGAACGUGUCUUGAGACUGGAUUCUACAACGAGUUUCCGCCGGUGUGCAAACGCAUACAAUGUGGUUACCCGGCAGAUAUAGCUAAUGGUGAGUAUCAACUAGUAAAUGACAGCGUUGGAUACCUUAGCAGAGUCAUAUACACAUGCGACGAAGGUUAUGAGAUGAUUGGAAGGGCACAACUAGCUUGUGAUAUUGAUGAGAGGUGGAAUGGACCACCACCACGAUGUGAACCAAUAUUGUGCGAACCACCUACAGAAAUUCCUAAUGGAGUCAUUGAGAACCCCAAUAAUGAAACUUUGUUUGGAUCAACAGUAGAGUACGAGUGUAAAACUGGCUACAAGCUUGUGGGUCCCAAAGUUUUAACUUGUUUGGCUAACGGUCAAUACGACGCACUCCCUCCAACUUGUCAAGAAGAAGUUACAACAACAACUACAACUACGACAGCCGCACCAGAAGUACCAAGAACUACCAGACUACCAACCACAAAAUUAAGAACACGUGCACCUCGUCCAUCGCCAACAACCAUCAGAGCGACGGAAAUUGUGAAAGUGACAAAAUCUCGAAGACCAACAAUAAGAACCACCCUCACUACAACCACAACAACCACGGAGACCACCAACUCGCCGUCUAUAAUCAUCGCAGCUGGUCACCCACAGGACAAUGAAAUUGCUGGAAGCUCCAACAUCCAACAUGGAGAGGUUCCCAACGUGAAUGUUCCCUUGAGCGUUGAUGGUGAAAGACGUGAAACGUUUGGUGCCAAACUGAACGUGGGAGCCAUCAUUGCGCUCGGUGGUUUUGGCGCGUUCGUCUUCCUUGCUGCUAUCAUCACUACCAUCGUCAUUUUAGUGCGAAGAAAUCGAAGUGCCAAACAUUAUCGUCAUCGCGCAUCACCCGAUUGCAACACAGUCGCAUCGUUCGAUUCCUCCAGUUCAGAGUCACGUAACGGUUUAAACCGAUAUUACAGACAGGCCUGGGAGAAUUUGCACGAAUCGGCUGGAAGUAAAACGGGGUUGAAAGCAAGCGCAUCUAAUCACUCGCCUCUUCGACGAAAGGAGACCCUUGACGAACCGUACCGUGGCGAAAGACAUCGCGACGGAUCUCAACUCGUCAGCGAGACUUUUAAUGGAGCUAAGGCGGCUGAGAAGAAACGACAUCACCACCACCAUCAUCAUCACGACGGAAGGCCUCAGAAGGACGGGAGGGAGUGGCGCGAUUCAAGACCACCCCCGCACCGCGACCAUAAGAGAUACUGACAACCUUGU